This is a messenger RNA of Planococcus citri (citrus mealybug), 1702 nucleotides long. RefSeq names its product E3 ubiquitin-protein ligase NRDP1-like. The coding region runs from base 285 to 1232 and encodes 315 amino acids. Gene Ontology annotation, molecular function: ubiquitin protein ligase activity. NCBI's taxonomy places the organism in Eukaryota, Metazoa, Arthropoda, Insecta, Hemiptera, Pseudococcidae. Gene Ontology annotation, biological process: protein ubiquitination. The record is from RefSeq and is a predicted model, not a curated record. The transcript is spliced from 6 exons.
AAAAUUUUUUGCAAAAUAAAAUAAAAGAAAUGAAAAUAAAUGCGAACCUAAAAAAUAAUUAAUUAAUUCUAAUUUAUACAGUUCUUUUUCUUGUGCGAGUUAAAUUCCGGCGUGUUAAUAAACCUCUUCUGCGGUUGUUUUACUAUUCGGGUAUUCGACCGAUCAAUUUUUCCAUCGCGUUUGGAACCAUCAAUGUCACAAUUGUUUGCACUCUUUGAUACUCGAGUUUUUUAAAAUAGAUUCUAUAUGUAGGUCAAUUUAUUGUCGAAUAUUGCCGAAGAAUCAUGGGAUUCGAUAUCGGCAGGUUUUGUGGUACUGUCGACGAAGAGUUAAUCUGCCCAAUUUGUGCCGGUGUCUUAGAAGAUCCUUUACAAGCACCUACCUGUGAACAUGCAUUUUGUAAACGUUGUAUUAACGAAUGGCUCAAUCAUCAAACCGUUUGCCCAGUUGACAGGCAACCCAUCACUCCUAUUCAAUUAAGACCAGUUCCUCGUAUUUUAAAAAAUUUACUAUCUAGGUUAACUAUAAAAUGUGAAAAUCAAUUCCAUGGCUGUAACGAUGUUUUCAAACUUGAUACUCUUCAGUCGCAUUUAGCAGAAUGUGAACAUAAUCCUAAAAAAUUGGUGCAUUGUGAACAGGGAUGCGGGUCGGUCGUUCCAAAGGAUGAAAUUAAAGAUCAUAAUUGCGUUAAAGAACUUAGAAGUAUAGUUCAGAAACAAAAACAAAAACUGAACGAAUUACAAAAUCAAAUGAGUGAACAAACGUUUUUAAUUAACGAAUUACGACGAGAGACUGGAAUCUUGAAGCAAUAUAUGAAAGUGAUGCGAUUGACCAAUUCGUCGGUACGUGCCAUUGCCGACGAAAUAGAAAGAGAAGAAAUCGUUCAAUGGUCAAAUUCAUUAACUCGAGCUAAAGUAUGUCGUUGGGGAGGAAUGAUAUCCACCCCAGAUGAAUAUUUACAGAAUGCAAUCAAGGUAGCUUUAAUGGAAAGCGGAUGCCCGUCUCAUAUAUUAGUCGAAUUAAUGGAAAACUGCCACGAACGAAACUGGCCCGCUGGAUUAUCAUCUCUAGAAACGCGUCAAAGUAAAAGACGCGAAUACGAGAAAUACAUCUGUAAAAGAAUACCUGGAAAACAAGCUGUAGUUGUGUUACAAGUCGACAAUCCUUUUUUGGAAGACGAUAUGAUGUCUGAACCCGGACUAGUGAUGAUAUUUGCUCAUGGCGUCGAAUAAUUGCACGUAUGAUUCUCUUUUUUCUCGAUACAUUAGUAGGUUGUUUUUUUCCUUGCUAAUGAUAAAGAAACAUAAUAUAAAUGUCUUAGUUCUUGUUGUUGGUACGAGUACAGUAUUAUGAUGGUAGGAUGGACGUAUCAACGUGGUAAUUUUAUAAUUUUGUAUCUCAACGUCGAAUUUUUUUUCUCUUUUCUAAUUUCGUAUGUAGCUUGAUAAGUUAUUGCUUAUUUUCCACCUAGGAUUAUUCAGUUUUUCUUUUCACUAUCUUUUAUACCUAUUACUCGUUAGCAGAAAGCUACGUACUAUUUUAAAUCAUAUUGCUGUGCUAUUGUUUUAAGUUAUUUUUAAUUAUUUAUUUAUUUUACUGUUGAGUAAUUGUAAUGUUGAUACAGAUUCUCUGCAAUGUAAUUCGGAGUAAGUUGAUAUGAUGUUUUGAAACACGAGAAGGAAAUAAAUCUGUCAAUUUGUAA